GGUGUGACGUCAUCGAAGUGCGACUGUCGAGGAAAAUGAUGAAAUGUAGACUAAAACUACAAAAUUAUUGUAGUUGUUUAAUUUAGAGUGAAAGGUGAAAUUCAUACUAAACAGAAAAAGUUCAUAUUUGUUGGUUAAUUGGUGAUAGGGAUGCUGUCUUGAGGUACAACCUGGUAUUAAGUUUACUGUCAAGGCACCUAGUUAAUCUGAUGACAUGGCAUCAGACAGUGAUUUAGAGGCUUACUUGAAUCAAUUGAGUAGGAAGACAAACAAAUUAAAACAAGAUAUUAAUGGAGUUGGCUACAUUUCAUCCCGCCCCUCAAGUCCUGAGGAUGAAUUAUCUGACAGUUUAGGUUUACCGGGCAAAAAUAAUUUACAUGCUAGUGGAAAAACGCAAAAGAUUGGUCACUUGGUAACUACUUCUGACAUAACCGCUCUAAGUGAAAAAUACGGCCGACAAACUUCUAAGAAACCUUUACCUCAUGAUGAAUUCAGCAAAAUUGAGAACAAGUACAUGAAAAGUCCUAAGAAAAAGGCUGCAUCAGCAAUAGUUUCUCAGGAAGAGAGACAUGACAGAAAAGCUUUUAAAGAUGAUAAAAUAGUUUCCCAUCCACCGAGAAUGGAGAGCAAAAGGGAAUCCAGGAGCUAUGAUGACUCGUCUGUGGAUGAUGAAUUGGCUAGGUAUCUUAAUGAAACUUCACUUUCAGAUGCAGAUAAGGCUGAAAGGAAAUAUAAUGAUUCACCAAGAAAAUCUGUUUCUGCUACCAGCAGUGUACAAAACUAUAGUGAUGAUGAUGAUGUGCUCAAUCUAGAUAAUAUUAUAACUAUGGAAGAUAUAAUAGGACAGUUGAGUGAGGAUGCUGAUCUAUCAAAAGUUUCACCAAAUGAUACCAGCCCAGAAGAAUAUUCUGACUCACAGAGUGAGGUAGAAGAAGUUGUGAGAAAUAAAGUAACUAAAGGAAGAGCAAGCUCAACCAGGAAAAAAUCUGUUGAUGUGAGAGAGGAUUUCUCCUCACCUUCUAAAGACAACCCUUCUGGAAGCUCUGAAGUUUUCAAGAAAUUGAUGAGGAAGUCUAGUGUAAGUCUUUUUUACCCAGAUGCUGAAGUGGAGGAAGAUGAUCGUAGUGUAGACAAAUUAGAAGGAGUAUUGUUCACAGAAUUUUCCAAAAAUGUGUUUCACUCUUCUAGACGAAACUCACUAAUAGUUCCAGGGAUUAAAAGGAAAAGUAGUUCAAAAUCUUUAGUCUCUCUAUCUGUUCAGGAUCAGGUAGAUGAAGAUGUUAAUAGUUCAUCUAGUUAUAAUAGUGCCGAGAGUGUAAUUGAAAAAUUAUCUAUUCCCUGUGAAAGUAGUAUUGCAGAAUCUGUUGCGGAAAAAAACAGUAGUGAUAAUGUUGUCAGCAAGUACAGUGAAGAUUUUGAAGAAUCCAAUAAUGAAAGUUUGUUCAAGAAUGAAGCUGUAAGAACUGUUGCGGAAGAAAGGAGAAGUUUAUCUAAAGUUAUACCACAAGAAGCAAUAUCUAGGAAAUCAGUAAUUGAAGGAGAAAAGAGAAAUAUGCCUUCUGACAACUCAGUAGGUGGUAGCAGUCACAAAAAUAAAAAAAAAGCUAUCACAAAGGAAGUCUCCAAAGCAUCCAGUGAUGGUAAGGAAUAUGGCAUUGUAAAAGCACGCAAUAAAUCCCACAAAGAGACAGAUAAACCUGACAGAAAGUCUGCAGGAAAAUCAACACAGAAAAGCAAUAGGGAAGAAAAAAUGAGAUCCUCAUCGUCCUCAUCUUCAUCUUCCUCUUCUUCCUCUUCCUCUGAUUCAUCAUCAUCCUUGUCCUCUUCCUCUUCUUCAGGAAGAGAAUCUAGGAAGAAGAAUAGAAGGAAACAAAAAAUUAGAUCCUCUUCCCCAUCAUCAUGCAUUUCAGUAAACCAAAAGGAUGUCUACAGAAAACAUAAGAAAAGGAAGCACAAGAGGAACAAGUACAUGUAUAACCCUUUGGAUGUAGGUCCUUACAUGUAUCCAUGGUGGUGGGUUCACAGUCACCAACACAGUUCACUUGCAGCAGCAGGUUCUUUUCCACUUCUACAUCCAAGACCGGUGGAAGGCUGGGGGUCUGUAAGUGGAUUUGUGGGAGUGGCUGAUAUUUUGAGGCAGCAAGUGGCAUUAACAAGGCAGUUCAUGGAUAGCCAACAAGCGUUAUAUCAUGCAUACACGGCUACUCUUACUUCAUCUUAUCGAUAUACAAGUUUGAAGGAUACUGAACAGAUAUGCUUGCACCAAGGUUUUGUUGAUAGACAUGAUACUAGCUUCCUCGUACUCCAAGCAACACUGUACAGUUGUAACCUAAAACUGCCCCACACUUGAGUGAACAAUCUGUCAACACAAAGGCAUCAUCAGACUUGAAUGAUAGACUCUUAAACACAAUCACCUGUGUUAUGUCUCCUUUCUCAUGAAAUAACAAAAUCCUUUUAGAAUGCUUCCUCAAAGUCAGUAGUUUCUUCUUACUUCAUUUGCUAAGUCUAUUCUGCAUUAAUAACUAGCUGCCACUUUCCAAUGAGGGCACAAUUCUGGGUUGCAACCUUCAGAUAGCAAACUUAAAUAAAAAUCAACCAAGUCUGACCUAUACAAUCCUCACAGUUGGGUGGCCCUCAUACUUCAAUUUAGACACUCGACUUGAGCAAUCCUUUGCUCAUCAAAUUCUAAUUGAAGUCUCAGAUGAUGUCACUAACAACAAUAUUUUACCACCUUCCAAUAACACCACUCUAAGAAAUAGCCUCUAACAAUAACAGCAAAGUAAAGAAUGACUGGCAAAUGGGAAACACUAGAGUUACCUGCAAGUUAAGAAGUAGAAAAUGGACAGCCUACCAACCCAGCCAUUUGUAACUUUUAGAUUCCUUUUUGCUGCAUGAUAAAAUUCUAACUAGAAGAAUGUUUGGUAAGGUUUAUUGAAGUACUGUACAUAGAAUUAUCUAGAAUCUUGAAAAUUUCCCAUCGGAAUUUUCUACAAUGUAUUUCAGUUAAUUAUUUAAAGAAAAAUCAUAUCAAGAAAAUAGAUAUGGAGUUGGAAAAUGUACAGAAACAGGAGUAAAGAAAUAAUAGAACAAGAUGAAGCCUUGCAUGAUGAGGGGCUCAGAGCUAAUACAGGGAUCCUCUUCCAAGAGUGAAUCAGUGCCAGCUGAUUUUUGUAUUUGCCUUCAGAUGCAAUUUUGUACUUAUUACAUUUUAAAUAGAACUUCUAUAAACUGAUUAUAGUGUGAUAUGAACUUUAUUUGAAGCUGGCAAUAGGGGGCCUAUUGCUUUUCAUAUUGAUGUAGUGAUCAUGCAUAUGCACUGCCACAGUUUGUAUGGUGAUCAUGUAAUCAAUUACCAGUCUUAGGAAUCUGAUAUUUCUUAGCAUUUUGUUCUUAAAUCUUUGCCCUGGAAUGUAGACACACUAAGUUAAGGUAUAUGUGUGGAAGUGAUAAUUCUAUAAGAUUUUACAAAAGAUAAUAAAUGAUUAAAUUAAAUGAUUAAUAGAUGUUGUAAAUGGUUAGGGUAUUGUAGUAGAUUUUUUUAAAGAAAAAUAGAGGGUUGCCUAAGCAGUCAGUUGUUGAACCAUCUAUCGACUAACAAUGGAUUUGCAUUUUACUUUUGUUUCUUGAUUAUCUUUGUUGUCUUAUUACUAAUAUGUACAUUGCAGAUACAUAGUUAUUAAGUUUUUAAUUUUUAUUUUUUCUAGUAUAUUAAGAAAAAGAAACAUCCAUUAACUUUCGAUGAAGCCUACAGACUUGUAAAAGAAGAAAUGAAGUCUUCCAAAAAUAAAG
Molecule: messenger RNA, 3789 nt
Organism: Macrobrachium nipponense
Lineage: Eukaryota; Metazoa; Arthropoda; Malacostraca; Decapoda; Palaemonidae
Exons: 6
Coding region: 215-2350 (711 amino acids)
Source: RefSeq, a predicted model, not a curated record